Messenger RNA from Corythoichthys intestinalis (scribbled pipefish), 830 nucleotides. RefSeq names its product gap junction alpha-9 protein-like. Gene Ontology annotation, molecular function: gap junction channel activity. Gene Ontology annotation, cellular component: connexin complex. Lineage: Eukaryota; Metazoa; Chordata; Actinopteri; Syngnathiformes; Syngnathidae. The transcript has a single exon. The coding region runs from base 1 to 783 and encodes 260 amino acids. Gene Ontology annotation, biological process: cell-cell signaling. The record is from RefSeq and is a predicted model, not a curated record.
AUGGACGACUGGAACGUUUUGGGUGGAAUCCUGGAGGACGUGCACGCGCACUCCACAAUGGUGGGAAAAAUGUGGCUGACGCUUUUGCUGGUGUUCCGCAUGCUGGUUUUGGGCGUGGCGGCCGAAAACGUGUGGACGGACGAGCAGGACCACUUCGCGUGCAACACGCAGCAGCCGGGUUGUCGCAACGCCUGUUACGACCUUGCUUUUCCAGUCUCGCCCGUACGCUUUUGGGUGCUCCAGGUGGUCUCCGUGGCGUCCCCCUCGCUGGUCUACGCCGGUCAUGCCUUCUACAGGCUUAGAGUUUUGGAAAAAGCUCGACGUCUCCGAAAGGUGUCGCUCAGGAGAUACCUAGAGCAGGCGGAAGCAGAGGAAACCAAGCAACGAAUCGAACGGGAGCUGAAGCGUCUCGAACGCGGGAGGCAAGACAAAGCGCCUCUCAGGGGGGCGCUGCUGCACACCUACGUGGCUCACGUCUUCACACGUUCCGCUGUGGAAGUCGGCUUCAUGGCGGCCCAGUAUUUCCUGUACGGAAUCCGCUUGUACCCGCUGUUCAAAUGUCGGUGCUAUCCCUGCCCCGAAGCCGUCGACUGCUACGUGUCCAGACCUACGGAGAAGAGUUUCUUCAUGGUCUUCAUGCAGUUCAUGGCCGCUCUGUCCCUGAUUCUCAAUGUCCUGGAGCUCAUGAACCUAGCCUACAAGGUUGUAAAGAGGAGAGUAAUCCAAGCCUACGCAGAUGAUGAUGAAGACGAUGACACAAGUAAAAAAGUGUCCUUCGUGUAAAUGCGUUGAGAGGUACAGAGCCCCAAACAUGACAUGAAUGAAAAAAA